This is a messenger RNA of Hylaeus anthracinus, 4346 nucleotides long. RefSeq lists its product as uncharacterized. The coding region runs from base 506 to 2107 and encodes 533 amino acids. The record is from RefSeq and is a predicted model, not a curated record. Lineage: Eukaryota; Metazoa; Arthropoda; Insecta; Hymenoptera; Colletidae. The transcript has 11 exons.
GUGGCACAGAACGCACGUUGCUCCAUUUUCGUGCAACACGCACAGAAAAGCCCCGUUCUCUCAUCCUCCUGUCCGCCGUCUCUCGCUCGCAUCGCCGACCGUCCUAGUACAACGUCGAGUCGGGUUGGUUUUCACGGUCUGUGCUCGAAAGGGUUGGAUAUCGGUAUCCCGCGGUCGAACGAACCCAGUUGACUCUGCCGAAGUCGACCGAGGAUCCAGGUGUACCGUCUCGGUGAUAGAGGAUCCAGGUGUCUGGCGCGUAUCCAGUGGAAACGGACCGUUCGCGACGCGUCUAUAGGAACCGGUGGUGAAACGGGACACGCGACGCGCCGUAAUUUUUCGUGCACCGAGGGAACCACGAAUUACGUAGUAACCGGGCGCUUUCGUUUUCGACGAAGAGAACAGUGCACUGUGAUUCGUGAGAGACCCGCCACCAGUGAGUUUCCAGGGACUGGUUCCUCGAGGGCGAAACGAAGGUCGCGCAGGGUCCGGGGAACCGAGCGUCAUGGCCGCGACGAGGAUGGACUGGAAGAUUAGAUUAUACGCGAUCGUGUGGCUGAUGUCUAUCACGUCGCUGCAAUGCCAGGGGACCACUCACGAGAACACGGAGGGCGAGGGAAACGCAGAGGACCCUGUCGUGGACGAGACUACCGAGGAUUACUGGACCGGAAGCGGAUCUGGUCCCGAAGAGGAUGACCCGCUACGCAACGAAACCAGAGAAGGGUUGACGCACGAAGCCAGUGAUCACGACGCCGUGGUGUACGUUGGCGAGGGCGCAGCGUACGUCCCGGUCCCAUCGUUGAAGGGACGACCUCUGAGUCCAAAUCUCCAAGCCCUACAAACACUGCAGGGCUUGCAGGGUAUCCCUGGAGGUGGGGGGACAGGAGUGAUCGGCGACGACGACUGGAAGAGGCAUCCGGAGACUUGGGACCGCGAACACAGGAGAUACAGACCCAACACGACACGAGUUCAACACAUCGAGGCAGAGUGCCAGGACGACUACAUGAAGAUCAGGAUUGGGUUCAACGGAUCAUUCUCCGGACUCCUAUACUCGGCAGGCUAUUCCUACGACCCGGACUGCAUGUACGUGAACGGGACGGGCCGCGAUUACUACGAGUUCUACAUCCAGCUGAAUCGGUGCGGCACCCUCGGUGAGAACACUCAUCAUCAGGACAGCAGAAAGAAUCCUACGAAAAACCUGAUGUGGAACACCGUCACGGUGCAGUACAACCCGCUGAUAGAAGAGGAGUUCGACGAACACUUCAAAGUGACUUGCGAAUACGGAUACGACUUCUGGAAGACUGUCACCUUUCCGUUCUUAGACGUCGAAGUGGCGACGGGAAAUCCCGUAGUGUUCACCCUGCAGCCGCCUGAGUGCUACAUGGAAAUCAGAUACGGUUACGGGACCACUGGAACUAGAGUGGCUGGACCAGUUCGCGUCGGCGAUCCUCUGACUCUCAUUAUCUACAUGCGCAGCAAAUACGAUGGUUUCGACAUUGUCGUGAACGAUUGCUACGCGCACAACGGCGGGAAUAAGCGUAUCCAGCUGAUCGAUCAGUACGGCUGUCCCGUGGAUGAUAAAUUGAUCAGCAGAUUCCGCGGAUCCUGGUCUGAGAGCGGCCUCUUUGAGACGCAAGUGUUUGCCUACAUGAAGACGUUCAGGUUCACCGGCUCCCCAGCCUUGUACAUCGAAUGCGACGUCAGGAUGUGCCACGGGCGAUGUCCAAGCCAGCCGUGUCACUGGAGGAACGCCAAAAACGUGGCGAAGCGGUCGCUGCCAGAAAUCGGGUCGUCGACACCAGCGAGCAGUUUGUCGGAAAACGUGAACCUUUUCCAGUCGUUGCGCGUGCUCCAGGAGGGCGAGGCCGACACGGAGUUCUUCCAAAAUUCCACCACAGCAUCCCGAAGCGGAUCCAGCGAACUGGCGAACGAUAGAGUCUGCCUAAGGUCAACGGUUCUCAGCACAAUGAUAGGGAUUGGUUGCGGUUUCCUGUGCAUAAUGGCAGGCACGAUAUUGGCCAUGUGUUCGCGAAUGCGACGACAGGCUAGGGAGAAGCUACUAUCAGACAGCAUAAGCUACAUGACCCACAAGGGUAGAAUCAACUAAACCUUCUCGAACGCGCAAGCGAGUCUCUCUAUUACAGGCAUGUCCAUGGGUGUGUCCCUCGCCUAAUUCCGCGGUUCAUUCCCCUCCCACACGCCCCAGUCGAUAAACAUAGCAAUCUACGAUGUUCCUGCCUUCGAUAGGACAAUUUUGUUAACAAAAGAAUAGGCGGUACGUAAAUUUUCGAAAGAGACGUUCGAAUCGAAUGCGUAUCGCGACACCUGGCGGCGUGUGACGCCAAGCUCACGGGACAAAGUGAGGGAAGGGACAUGCCUGCCCUCUAUUUCCUUCUUAUCGGUUGUAUCUCCGUCGGUACGUGCGCAUCCGUCGCCAUCGAUGAAGAUAUUUUUUGUCGAUAACGCGAGGACCAUAACCGCGUCGGUAAGGAACCACGCGAACGGUGAAAGUUACAUCGAUUCGGUUGGUAAACAAUGAGUAGUGUUGUCGACGGUCGAUAAGUAAACGAGGAGUACAUAAGUGUAUGCAAAAUUUGUGUAUCUAAAGUGACGAUUACUUAGGACGGAUUAGUAAAUUGUAAGGGAAAUCGAACAAUUGCCAAGUAUUGUGAUACAUGUGUCGAUUAGGUGUACGUUGGUAUAUUUUUGAUGAAUGAUUCGCCGUCGAUAUAGUGGAAUGAAGACCCAGUUAGGGAUAUCGUUACCGACUGAAGUCGUGCUUCUUCUACCGACGACGCUUUCCCCUCGUAUCUCUGUCUUUCUCUUCUACAAUGAAAGAUAAACGCUUGAAAGUUUAUCACGCGUACGAGCGAGUUGCCGUCCGUCGAUAAUAUCGACGCAUAGGCGAAUUUAGCAGUCGAGGAUUUUGCCACGGUCUCUGCGUCGAGCGCUCGAAAGGUAAAAGCUUAUCUUUGGAUGGCAAGCCAGCAUCUGCGGACGAUAAAAGGAAUACCUGUUUCGGAUGCAUUCGAUUGCUUUACCAUAGUCUUUUCCUCUCGCGCGCGCGACAUUUUAAGAGAUCAAAAUAGAUAGAUACGGGCACCUAAUGCCGCCGAUGAGAUUCAGUAGUUUAAGUAUGACCAAUAACAUUACUCGCCAUAUUCAGGAACGCAAAAAAAUGAAUGAAAUCUCGAGUUGCAACUUGAACAAUCAAUUCGAAGCUUAACAGUGGGAACGAUGCAGAGAAUUAAAACUUGCUGAUUCCUUGGAGUGAAAAGGGUUAAAUUAGAAAUCAUUCUUUUGUCAAAAGCGCGUUGUUUCGCUUUAACCCCUUAUUGUACGAUUUAAAUAUUCUUUGACUGAUGAAGGUCGAAAAGUAAAAUGAAAGAAAGUUUGUAACUGUUUUAAACAACAUUCUACGUGGUAAGGGAUAUACAUAUUCUCAUGAGAAGCUGUAUCGCCGAUGGAUUAAGGGAAACUCGACCGACUGACUGGUUUCGUAACCGAGGUUCCUGAAUGUUCGCGGAUAAUGCCUUAACGUAUGGUAUACAUAUCGCUAUUAUAAUAAACAGCCACAAUAUCUAGGUUUACACUAUCAUAUGCAUAUGGUAUAUACAGCGUCAGAACGUGACUUGAUUUCCUUCAUUUUCACUGUUCUAAUUUUUCUUUUUUUUUUUUGUUUCUUUUGUGCAUUCUCGAGAAGCAGGAGCAUCGCAUAAUCGCCACGAGCGCGAACGGCCAGAGAGGAUUAAAUAAUAUUUCACGAAACCACCCCCGCGCGUGCAGGGGGGAGCCAAAGAAACGUAGCCCAGCUCUCGUCUAUAAUUAUUUAUUCCAGAAUUCCAUCGAUCUUUUCGCCUGCCUGUGAAAUAUUAAUUUCCCCUCCUGGUCGUUCCCCAGACCCGUUAAACGUUCUCAUCCAAGAUCGAACGCCCGUAGUCACAACGCAGACUCCAUUUUUCUCACCACGAGACAAUCAGCAACACAGAAUCCACCUGCUCGAUCGAAUCACUUGUAAAUAUAGUACCGUACGAUGCAUAAUAUUUAUGACCAAGCUCGAGUGUAUCAAGGUUUCCAAUAAACAGUAGAAGGAGAGCCCGUGGUUUUUCCUACCUUGAUGCCAAGUUUCUGUUACUUGUCUUCUAGACACUUUGGUCUAAUUUUGGGCUUCUAAGGUGAGCCCAAUUCGUGUUAUCAUAACAUCACUCCGUACAUCAGUACAUUAAGUACAUUAAGUACCUGUAGCUCGGGUACUUCGGGGUUGGUAAACCUGUACUGUUGCUGCGUAUUCGCAUGCUACAGUCCCUGAGGGUCGUAAUAUAUUUCGAAUCAGAUGGACCGGAGCC